AUGGCUACGCCAUCUAGCGAUGUUGGCUACCCAAUGUCAGACGGGUUUUCGCGAACACCCUCAGCAGCAGCGACCCCGCGCCGCCGCGGCCAGCCCAACUUGCUCAGCUCAUCGUCAGCCCGGCCACGGGGCCCACCGUCGGAAAGCAUGGGUGCCCCAAGCGAUGACGAGGGCGAAGGCUUUGCCGAUGAUCAGGUGCCGCAGCGAGCAAGACGUGCCAACGACGAUCCGGUGCCACGUGUCGAGGACAAGAUCGGUCUUGCGGUCCAGCACUACUUUGAGACGUUUAUUGAAGAAUUCGUCGAAGAACCCUCUCCCUCAGGCGACGUUUCCUCCAGCGCGGCAGUGACAGACCGGUUUUACGUGGCGCAGAUCCACGGUAUGCGCACCUACCAGCUGUCGACCUUUUACGUCGACUUCCGGCACCUGACGCUCUGGAACAAUGGGGUGCUGUCGGAGGCGGCAUUGCGCAUGUACUUCCGGCUGCUGCCGUACCUCACGGCAGGGCUGCACAACAUGAUUGCCAAGUACGAGCCGCAGUACUUCCGCGAGCACCGACAGCUGACAUCGACGACGGCCAGCGGCAGCGGCAGCGCGUCGUACGGCACGAUGGCGGGGAGCAGCCACGCAGGGUCCUCGCAAGCGGCCGAUCUGGGCAGCAAGACCAGCAACCAGCAGACAGACAAGCUGUUCACAGUGGCGGUGUACAACAUGCCGCUGGUGUCGCGAAUUCGGUCGCUGCGGGCAACCAACAUCGGACAGCUGCUCAGCAUAUCGGGCACGGUAACACGGACGUCAGAGGUGCGGCCGGAACUUUCGCUGGCCACGUUCACGUGUCUGCCAUGCAAGGCAGUAGUUCCCAACGUGGAGCAGGUAUUCCGGUACACGGAGCCGACGCAGUGCCCAAAUCCGACGUGCCAGAACCGCCAGGCAUGGCAGCUAGACAUCCGACAGAGCACGUUUGUGGACUGGCAGAAGGUGCGGAUCCAGGAGAACAGCAGCGAGAUCCCGACAGGCAGCAUGCCGCGGACGAUGGACGUGAUUCUGCGUGGCGAGAUGGUGGAUCGGGCGAAGGCGGGCGAGAAGUGCAUCUUCAACGGCAUGCUUAUGGUGGUGCCAGAUGUGAGCCAGCUGGGGCUGCCAGGUGUACGGCCAACGGCAAUCCGGGACGACCGCAGCGCGUCUCGGGCGGCCGGAGCAGACGCAGCAGGCGGCACGGGCAUUUCAGGCCUCAAGGCGCUGGGUGUGCGCGACCUGACAUAUCGGAUGGCCUUUCUGGCCUGCAUGGUGCUGCCGGACACGACGAAUCUGGGCGGCAGCAGCAGUAUCCCCAACGGGCCGGACACGACGGGGACGGACAUUGUGGCAGCACUGACACAGACGAGCGGACGAGACGGUCCUGGCGGCGGUAGUGGAGGCGGAGGGGUCGGAGCGUUUGUGUCGUCGCGGGAGGCACAGGAAGCGGUGCUGAGCGCGUACACAAAGACGGAGAUUGACGAUUUGCGCAAGAUGGUGCACAGCGAGUACAUUUACGCACGGUUGGUCAAGUCGCUGGCGCCGAUGGUAUACGGGCACGAGAUCGUCAAGAAGGGACUGCUACUGCAGAUGGUGUCGGGAGUGCACAAAGCGACAGCCGAGGGGAUGCAAUUGCGUGGCGACAUCAACAUCUGCAUCGUGGGCGACCCGUCGACGUCCAAGUCGCAGUUUCUCAAGUACGUGUGCAGCUUUGCGCCGCGGGCGGUCUACACGUCGGGCAAGGCGUCGUCGGCUGCCGGUCUGACGGCAGCCGUGGUCAAGGACGAGGAGACGGGCGAGUUCACGAUCGAGGCGGGUGCACUAAUGCUGGCAGACAACGGGGCGACGUUGCGGCAGAACAUCAACAUGUCAGCGCCGAUCAUGUCACGGUUCGACCUCUUCUUUGUCAUCCUGGACGAGUGCAACGAGAGCGUCGACCGGCGGCUAGCCGAGCACAUUGUGGGCAUCCACCAGCUGCGCGACGAGGCCAUCACGCCCGAAUUCACGACCGAGCAGCUGCAGCGCUACAUCCAGUUUGCCCGCACCUUCCAGCCUGAGAUGACAGACGAGGCGAAGCAGCUGCUGGUCGAGAUGUACCGCGAGCUGCGGGCCGACGACGCCCAGGGUGGUGUGGGCCGCAACUCGUACCGCAUCACCGUGCGACAGCUGGAGAGCAUGAUCCGUCUGAGCGAGGCCAUUGCCAAGACGAACUGCGUCGACGACAUCACCCCGGAGAUGGUCACGGAGGCGUACAACCUGCUGCGUCAGAGCAUCAUCUCGGUCGAACACGACGACGUCGAGAUGGAGAUGGAGGAGGAACGGGGACAGGAAGCAGAGGCCACAGCAGAAGACGUACCAGAGGCCGUGCAAGAAGAUGUAGCCAUGGAGGGCGAUGGCGAAGAGGCUACAGCCACAGCCACAGCUACAGCUACAACCACCACAGCCACACCUUCCAAGGCCACCAUCACCUACGACAAGUACGUCGCCAUCGUCAACGCCAUGGUGGAGCGGCUGCGCGACGACGAGGUGUCGGGACCUGGCGAGGGCGUGGCUGCCAGCGCGCUGGCCGACGGCUUCCUUGAACAGCAGGAGGCCGAGCUCGAGACCGAGGCCGACUACCACCGCGAAAAGGCGCUGGUGCUGAUGGUGCUGAAGCGCAUGAUCAAGGAGAAGAUCGUCAUGGCCGUGCGCGGACAGGGCAUCGCCGACGAGGGUGACGCCACCGAGGGCACGGCCGGUCCGUCGUCAGCGUCGGCCCAGCAGCUGGUCUACGUGCUGCAUCCCAACUGCUCGUUUGAGGAGUACUAG
Molecule: messenger RNA, 2823 nt
Organism: Grosmannia clavigera kw1407
Lineage: Eukaryota; Fungi; Ascomycota; Sordariomycetes; Ophiostomatales; Ophiostomataceae
Product: DNA replication licensing factor mcm6
Exons: 3
Coding region: 1-2823 (940 amino acids)
Biological process (GO): mitotic DNA replication; DNA replication initiation; double-strand break repair via break-induced replication
Cellular component (GO): MCM complex; nucleus
Molecular function (GO): single-stranded 3'-5' DNA helicase activity; single-stranded DNA binding; ATP binding
Source: RefSeq, a predicted model, not a curated record